Rhipicephalus sanguineus (brown dog tick) is the source of this 7388-nucleotide messenger RNA. RefSeq lists its product as uncharacterized. The transcript is spliced from 5 exons. The annotation marks the transcript as partial. The record is from RefSeq and is a predicted model, not a curated record. Lineage: Eukaryota; Metazoa; Arthropoda; Arachnida; Ixodida; Ixodidae.
GUACCCCCCACUGCCCCUCCACAAUCGUGUGGAUGUAAACACGAACCCAAAAGCACAAGUGGCGAAGAGGAAGACGGUGCCAUCGGUCGCGCGCCCACCCCGCCCCCUCGGCGAGGCCUGGUGGGCGCGGUGCGCGCGGGCAGUUUCCGGCUUCCGUGCCUCAGCAAGCAGGACAGCCAUGAGCGGCCCAUCCUGAGCUGCAGCUCGAGCUCGCACGACACGCCGCCGCUGUUCCGGCCCGGCUCGUCGGGCCUGCUGCGCGCGGGCACCGAGCCGUCCUCAUCGUCUUCGCUGCACCCGACCAUGCACAGGAUCGCCGCCUCACUGCGCCAGGCGCCUUUGCCGGCCAUGGCCGUCGCUGGACUGGCGCCCGGAAGCCCGCCCGCUCUGCUGAGAGGGUCGAGCCCGCCUCCGGGACGCUUCCUGCAUAGGGCAUCCUAUCACGGCUCGUCGCGGGGCAGCCCUGGUCUGGACCAGAAUCACCUGACGAGCGGUGCGCCGAGGAGACCCGAGGACUCGCCCAGCGCCUUCGUGGGAAGUGCCGAGAACCUGGUUGGACGGGUUCUCCACGAGCAAGGCCUGGGCAAGUACUGCGACGCCGACUUCGUGCGGGCCACUCAGCGCGAGCUGGCUGAAGCCUUCAACCUGACUCAGGAGGAAAUGGACCGGGCAGCGCACGAGAUUCUGCAGGCUGAGCGCCGCCGAAGCAUGCCGCAGCUUCACCGCCCGGGCCACGGCGGGGCCGACGACUAUGCGGCCACAACGAGUCCCACGGAAGAAAACGCUGCGACGCACGUCGAACUGCCCGUGGUGGCUACAUCGCCGACGGAGAACAGGAGCCCUCCGGCAGAGCAGCGGGCCGACGUUGCCGCGUCGUCCCCGACGCAACCCCAGACGCCAGGGCAGCCGUCCGCCAACGGCAAGACUGGAGGCUUCAGGGACACGCCCUUAUAGCGGCGGCAGCGACGACCUCCCGAAGGUGUCCAUGCCUUCGAGCUGGCUGUUCGGUGACAACGCGGACACAGCGCGUCAUCGUGGUAGGAGGCAUCGAUGCCAUCUGCCCUGGAUUACAACGACACCUUUGCUGAUAUGCGAAGAGACAUCCAAGAUCCGUUCCUCGCCGGCAGUGCCUGUCAACAGGGUAGAGCGGAACGCCUCCUUACACUAUCCAAUUCAAGCGAUCAAGCGCUUGGUCAUGAUGCGCCCACUGUGAACAAUGUGUAUACGUGAGCGCGUUGUCUUCGGAUUUCAAGAUUUUUUUUUUUCUUUCGUACGGUGCUUCGCGCCAUCUGGAGCAGAAUCCAGAUUCGUCCUUGUCCGAUAUCUUUGGUGACAGUCAUCUUCAAGAACCACGACAUUCUAUUUCCGUCUGCAGCUCAUGGAAAAGGCAGACGUGAGAAGCUCGUUCGAGACUACCUUCGUAACCCUUCAAACUCAUUCGCCACGAAUCUCCGUGAACGGGAACACAACGUGACAUUACCCAGCGAAAAGUAGUUUAACAAACUGUUCAUCGAACGACAGUCUUUGCUCCCUCACACUUUUCGAAUACACAUAGCCUACGAAAUGGAAUACUUUCUUUGACCCAGUGAAGAGUUGAAGAGAACUUCAUGCUCGAGAGCCCGAGUGAAGCUGUAGAAAAAAAAUGAAGAAAAAAAAAACGCUCCCUGUCCAUAUACGCGUGCGCUUAGCUUUUUCAAGCCCCUCCGCUACCCCACUCUAGAAUAGCUGCAUAGUUCUCUCUGUGGGGCCGUGUAAAUAGCUGUACAGUCGUCGCAAGGGUCUUCGCAGAAGUUGACCUGUCGUGUGAACACUCCAGUGCCUUUCUCUCUCUCUCUCUCUUACGCACUCUUUCUUCGUAGAGUGACUGUGGGCCUGUAGGACAUAAUUAGGGCUGCAUUUCAAUGGUUGUGUGCCCCGAAGAAGCACUCCAGCCUAAACCACACAUCUUUCUUCGUUUUGUUUGGACAUUCGUACCGCCUGCACCACUUUUUCUCGGAGCCAGCGAUGUGUGGUGGACUAGAAGAACGCACUGCUCCGUGACCCUCCAUACGCGCGGAGAAAUUGUUCCUUUGCACAGCACGUCCAGCGAUUCCUGGUGGCUUUCGGCCGAAGGUGCAUUUCACGGUGGAUUCAGCUUGCUUCUCAUCGUACAGGCUUCGGUGUGGACGUCUACAGGCAUUUGUGACGGAAGCUGGUGUGUGUGUGUCUACGUGUGCGUGCGUUCGUUCGUUCGUUCCCGUGGCGUUACUAUUUAUUUGCUUCGUUGAUUGUUCGUGCACUUAAGCACACUUCGAGACAUGGUGGAGUUGUUCAAGAGACACUGGAUCCCUUUCUUUUCCCCUUCAUCGAAGACUGUGCAGCUGCGCCAGGCCCUGGUUUGGUGGUCCCUACGGACAAUGACGCAUUGUUUACGAAUCGUUAUACACGCACCUUGUCAAGCUUCUUACCCCCUUUCUUGCACGAGUAACACAUGCGCUUUGUAUACGUGAGUGUGUAUGUCGCCCUCCUGCUCUUGAUUCCACGCUUCACGCGUGGGAAGAGCACUGUUAAGAACGGACAAGAAAGCUUUCACCUACACUCCGAAAAAUGCCUCACCCUUUUGGGUGUAACUUUCACUGGUGAGAACAGCCGUGAUCAUCCGGCAGAUGUUUUAGUUCGGUUUUCUUCAACAAGUAUAGUAACCACGUAGAGUGUGCAUACGCUGGUUCUGGUUAACUUUUCUCCAACAACUCGUGUCCCACAUUUCAUGGAUACUGGCAGAAUUCAGACACCAUAUAACGAGCGUGUAAUAGGCAGAAAAUAGGUUACGCAUGCGCCAAGCUCAAGUGCACUAUUUCGACUAGCAUAACGAAAAAUAGAGUUGGAUAACUCUAUUUUGCAUACAACCCUUUGCAUUGCGUCCACAUUAGGCAUAACCGAGUUAUCGCUGCUCAAGGAAAUUAUACUGACUUGAAAUAUCGCGAAUACACUAUAGUAUGAUAGUGAGCUACGUUAGAACAACUCGGAGUUUGUGAGAGUCAGUGCUCAUGAUGGGAGUUUUUUUUUUCUCCGAUGAGUGGUAACAAGAUCGCUAACCACAUAUUUGUCGUUUGUAUUCUUGGUAUACCCGUUGGUCGAUACUUUAUGUCAAACUUAGAAACAAAAAGGUGUGACAUCUUUCGGAGUUGUACGCGCAUAGAAAUGUUGCUCACAGGAAUAUUUCAGGAAGUGACAGCCAAACAGACAUUGAAAUUUGUAAUGGUUUAACCAGACUGAAGGUCUAUAGGUAUAUUCUCUCAUCUUGCGUACUUACUCCAACGGCCGUCGUGUUGUGAGACAGACGUGAAAUUUCGACAAGUGUGUCCUGUCAGUGCCAGCGGCAAAUGUCGCGAGCUUGGGCAUUUUAGUGCAUUUUGCAUGGCCACAAUAGAAACGUGAUUUCUGUCGCAGGCUUUGGCGGUGAAGCUUUUUCGCGCAUUGGCACUGCCUCCAGGCUGCCUGCCCUAUUUGCUAUUACUGCAGCGAUAUUUGCCGACGCCUGUUUGCAGGUGUAACAGGACGUUCCCAGAGCGCUACCUCAGGUCCACCAGGUGCAUAUCGAUGCGUGAAUAUUUUACAAGUUGUAAUGACAGCAGCGGAUAUGCAAAACCAUGGCACAGGGGAAAUAUACUCAAUAAGUCCUUUGCUUGCAAGCUCUUUGGUUCAUUCUGCUCAUUCUACACGGUUUUUCGUGAGGAAAUGCCAGCAGAACCGAAAGAAAGCAGAAGAAACUGAACUAAGAAAAAAAAAAAGACAGGAACAGGAAGGAUGCUUUUCCUCACGAAGAACUAUGCACCAACUGUACCCAACAAGCCACCCUAAUGAACUACACGGUUCAUUGGACGCGAUCACUUUUUGGCGAUUGUGUCACGGGUUACAUUUGCAAGUAGAGUAGAUUUUGUUAGUGUUGAGGAAAGUGCUGAGCAUAAGUAUCGCAGCAUGUUCUGGUUCUUAGAAACUUUCUACUUGUGGCUAUGGAGAGUCUCCCGCCAACUCAAUGACAUAGCCGAGUUUUACACAACAGCUCAGGUAAAAAUCUUGCACCGCGUGAACCACCACAAGCAUAUGAGUUGUUGGACGAAAUAUUUCUGCUAAUGGUGCAUUCCACUAUACCCGGAAGUGAGGAAACUUGCGAAAAAAAGGUAAUCUCAGUGGCAGUGGAAACUAAUACAACGGCUGCAUACUUUUUUAUGGUGUCCAUAUUUUCGUUCAAAUGCCCCCACCCUGCUUUUCGUAUAACGUAACUGUCAGCAUGUUCAGCCUUCUCUAAUGAUGAAAGGAUACGUGCGUGAUGCACAAAGUGCAAAAAGAGUGACAAGGUAUACAAUUACGAUGUAACCCCGGAAUAUGGCUGAAAAAGAAGAAAGAGUCCGGCUGAUACGGGCUUCGAGUUCGCGUUCCUUGUAAUGUAAUGCAAACUGAGCCGCGUAGUAAGAAAUGUAAUGCCAUGGUAUAAAAUAAUUAAAAGAGGGCGGUUUGGUGGCGAAGCACGGCUUCUCGAGGGGCAUAGCACCGCAGGCUUAAUUGGUGGAAACGCUGACAAGGUCAAUUUUGUUCGUACAUCUUGAAGACUUCGAACUCGCAUACGUCAACCAGAACGCAAUACCUACUAGUGGAAAAACAGUGAAAUAACAUUUAGCGUCAUGCUCAUGACGACGUAUUGCGAAGUCUCAUUACGCCUACUUCUUCUUGCGCUGAGGAGACGCAGCUGACUGUUUAUUCGAAAGUACCAAGGCCUGCGUUAGCGUACCAAGGAACGUCCUGUCUUAUUUCUGAGGCGGCGUGCCCGCGUUUCUUAAUUAGGAACCCUCGUGUGUUGUGCUAGCACAGACUGCGGCCGCGUAGAAGGCGGUUGUCGAGCGUCUAUUCAGACACCGUCUUGUCCUGCGCCGCUUUUCUCCGAGAGGAAAAAAAAGUGCCUAUCCCCGCAUCCUGUAGUAGUGUCGCUGAUGCGUGCACACGUAGAGCUGUUUCUGCGAUAUAUCGAGUAUAAUGAAAAGGAAACAGCAAAGCCUUGCUUUGCUUGCGCACGCAAGCGUGCUACUUAGCGGGAGCGCGCGCAAAUCGGGCCUUGCGAUCGGCUGCGUAAGGCUUCACUGUGGAGCUAUGAAUAUAAAAGGCUGCUAUGGCAGAGCGAGGUGUAUUUUGCAGUUUUUCUUUCCUGCGAGCCAUAAAAAAGCAGUAACACUGCUUGUUGGAGCAGCUGCGCAACCACUCCACACAGAUGCCUGGCUCGCAUUCGUCAUUUGCUCACAGCAGCCCUGGCUAGAAUUUCUGUAACCUAAAUAACACUCAACUAAAAAAAAGAAUGGAGGAAAAUAUGAAAAGCAGGUGAAGAAAUAGCGUUCAACAUCCAUCGUUUCCGCGUCGAUCAGCUGGCAUGAUAUAUAUUAUUUCCCCUCUUUCCUUUUUGAUAUCAUUAUUAGAUAGGGCUUUGUGCAACGGCGUUCUUCCUCUUCCUGUAGGUUGAGCUUGCACGGUCAAGUGUGUUAACGAGAAAUUUUCAUAGUUUAAGCCUGCAUUUGCUUAUGGCCUCUAGUAUCAGCUGCAAGAGACUGAAUCACUAAGUAUCCUCUUAUCCGAUGGACCGCCAUCAGUGCUCUCAUCCAAAACGCGAGAGGCCCAAAGGUGUCUUCAAUUAGUGCUAAAGCAAUGCAGACACGAGGGAAAGACAAUCAAAUGCCAGCGACAAGCAUAAGCCUGUUCUUCGUGUCCGUGUUACUCUUGCUCUACGUGAAACUACGCAUUCGUUCCAGCCAGCCCGAUCGCAACGAUUUCUUCGCUAAGCAGCCUCCGAAAUUCAUUCAUAGAGCAGACAGUUUUGAAAUAACGUUUAUCUUGCGCACGUUAAACACAAGUGCUUUUGCAGGAGUUACUGCGCGUUCAUUCGGGAGUCUCGGUGCACUACGCGAGAAUGCCAACUUACAGACGGCGUUAAAGAACAUUGCACCGCAUGGUUCCUCGUGCCAGACAUGUCCAAGCCAAGCCAAUCCGUUAGCAACCUUCAUGACGUUUUCGUGCGGAUACGUCUCGUCAGGCGUACUGACGCCGGGAUCAGAGAACGAGCAGAAAAAUUGCACGCGCUACGCAUCAAUGACCACGGUUACCAGCUAGUUCAGAGGAUGCGGCAGCUCAUUUUUGAUGGUUACUUUCGAUCAACGAUAGCGAUAGCGUAACUGUUACAAGAAUUACCGCUGACGUGGAAGGUGUGGGUGCCGCCAUGCACAGCGACGCUAUUCUUUAGCGUAGAUAAACAUUGCGUACGGUCAACUGUCCCCGUCACGUACCUUAAGGUAGCGUACUGAAACCGCAGAAAGUAAAUUACGUACCUAGCAUGCGUGCUGAUGAGAUCGUUAGUUCUUUACGUACCUAUUUACCUUUGGUCGCAAACUCCAUUCUAAGCCGGUUUAGUAGUUCUCAUAGACUCAGUGAACGCAUCAUGUCCUGGAGGGACGGUUUAUGGGCAGCCCACCGCAUCGCCUCUUGUGCGCGAGCUUCCACACGGCCUCUCCGAGAACGCGCUACACCAGUCCUCCUCGGCGUUGCCCUCCCAUUGCGUCCGCACCAGCCAGCCGCCAAAGAACGUAUAUACCCGCGUUUUUUGCACUUUUUAAUGCCAAAGCGCGCAGCCCACUCCCUUUGGACAGAGACACUGCUCUGCACGCGAUAGGUUUGCUUAGGCUACGUAGCUCCGUUGUCCUUUUUGCCGCAAGGCGUGUUGAUGUUUGCUAAGACCGAGCGAUUUGGCGAAGGCCCCCGAGUGAUGGUGGUUCUGAUGCUGCUCCUGGCGGCACGCAAGAAAUGUUUUUUUUUUCUUGUUACGGUCGGACGCACCAGAUUUCUGUGUUUUCGGAGCGGACAUCUUGUUGUUCACCCUUCGUCACGACGAGCGACGGCACUUGACCACUGACAGUGUUUUAUGCGGUUGUCUUGCGGGGUGAUGUUAAACGUUUUGUGGCAAUGUUGAGGGAAAACUUGCUGGUGACAAUGUGCCGUUGCACGCUGUGGUGGAUAAAGGCCUCGUGGGUGCACUUUAGGUCGUGUACUGUCUUACCAUACUGGCGCUGUGUACGCAUGGCGCAUAAAUAUAGGGUGCUUUUAAUAAACGAAUCAACAAAGGAUCCUUGUUAUGGAGACCAUUCUGCGCUUUUCUACGAUGUCAUUGCUUAGCAUCGAUUUCCUCCGGAGUGUAUCUUGAUUGCCUCCCUGUCUACGACACUGUUUUCUUGGAGCAUUUUCUUUCGAAUUUUUGCGCUCAUCUCAGAACUUCAACGCAUAACCACAGAGGGAAUUUUUUUUUUCUUUCGGUUUCCUGCUAUUGUUACUUAUCCUGGUAGCCUGUUUCAUAAUAAAGGAACAAAUCAAGGUAC